Metarhizium album ARSEF 1941 is the source of this 789-nucleotide messenger RNA. Its product is annotated as Fumarylacetoacetase, protein. Lineage: Eukaryota; Fungi; Ascomycota; Sordariomycetes; Hypocreales; Clavicipitaceae. The transcript is spliced from 3 exons. Gene Ontology annotation, molecular function: catalytic activity. Bases 1 to 789 code for a protein of 262 amino acids. The record is from RefSeq and is a predicted model, not a curated record.
AUGCCUGCCUUUUCUCGUCUAGUCCGCUUUCUUGCCAGAGAUGGCCGCACAUACUACGGCGAUGCUAUCCUCCCAAGAGGGGUCACAGACAUGGCCAAAACCAGGCGAGCUCGCAUUGUCACUGGUGAUAUAUUUGGACAGCAUCAAGUCACAGACCAAGUGGCUGACAUCCGCCUCUUGCUACAACCCUUGGAUCCCGCCCACGUCAAGACCGUCCGAUGUCUUGGCUUGAACUACGCCGACCACGCCGAAGAGACGAAUAUGCCCCAGCCCCAAUAUCCAAUCCUUUUCUACAAGCCGGCCACAUCGCUCUCCGGCCCAUCUGACCCAAUUCCGGUUCCGGAUGUGGCCCAGGAAGGCGCCGGCUUGGAUUACGAGUGUGAGCUGGUAAUAGUCAUCGGAAAGAGAGCCGUCGACGUUUCCGAGUCAGAGGCUCUCGAUUAUAUUCUUGGAUAUUCCGUCGGCAACGACGUUUCACAUCGAGACUGGCAGAUCAAGCGAGGGGGAGGCCAGUGGUCUCACGGCAAGGGGUUCGACGGCUGGGCACCGUAUGGACCAGGCAUUGUCACUACUGACCUCAUCAAGGAUCCUCACCAGUUGAGGAUUUGGACCAAGGUGAAUGGCGAAACCCGCCAGAAUGGAACGACUGCGGAUCUCAUCUUUGGAGUAAAGAAGACCAUCUCGCUACUGAGUCGUGGCGUGACCCUUCUGCCGGGAGACGUCAUUUUCACAGGAACGCAAGUGACUUUUCCUGUUGGCACCAGAUGCACCAUUGAAUCAUUCGUCUGA